Molecule: messenger RNA, 3252 nt
Organism: Rhizoctonia solani
Lineage: Eukaryota; Fungi; Basidiomycota; Agaricomycetes; Cantharellales; Ceratobasidiaceae
Product: glycoside hydrolase family 16 protein
Exons: 16
Coding region: 1-3252 (1083 amino acids)
Biological process (GO): fungal-type cell wall organization; (1->6)-beta-D-glucan biosynthetic process
Cellular component (GO): plasma membrane; endoplasmic reticulum membrane
Molecular function (GO): glucosidase activity
Source: RefSeq, a predicted model, not a curated record
AUGGGAGAAUGGAUCAAAGCGGAUAUCGGGGAUUGGCGCACAGCUGGGAUCAAAUGGGACAAGAACAGGGGCAGGGACAAAUCCACGAUGAGUCAGCAGCGGCUAACUCCGUCGACCGAGUACGAGGUUGUGUUUCCCUUCCUUCCUCGUCACUCUCUCCGUUCCCCUGUCCCCCCGUGCGGCCCGUGCAUGGCCUCUACCGCAUCAUCAUCGUCGUCGUCGUCAUCGUCGCCUGAGCCCCGUAUGGCGCCCGGUGCACCCGCAUACAACCCGGUGCCGACGUCACCGAACUCGCCCACGACACCGCUGGACCGCACAGUGAACGGAGCACGUGCAUCGACACACGUUACUCGGUCGAGUCCGCUGAAUCCGAAUGCGGAAAUCCCUCAGCGUCGGUCUCGUCCUCCCUCGGCGGGUUCGUCCAGACUCAACGCCGAGCUGGCAGAGGUCAGUCGCACCAGCACAGAGAACGAUCCCCGCGCGACAAUUGCGCACUUGUCGUAUAGCCACAACAGCACUCUUCACGCCCCCCUGCGUCCCCCAUCGACCGCGGUCAACAAUCGGUUUUCCACAAUGUCAUCCGCAGGCUCCAUCCUUUCAUUUGCCUCGGACUCCAAAUACCCAGCUGCCUAUCACCACGCGAACUUGUCCGCAGUCGAAUACCUCGAUCAGGGCGACGACUGGGCUCCGCUCUACGAGGGUCCCGAAGACGACGAUGCACUCCAUACCCCAGAUCCAAAGGGCUACCGGGAAAAGUUUGCAUGGAGCGGUCGAGGGCUCUUCAACGUUGGCAUGCUGCUGCUUGUCAUACUCGCCCUCCUUGCUCUUUUCAUCAGCUAUCCCAUCGUCAGCUUUCUUCAGAACGGCCCCCUCAAGGUCCCCGCUAGAGUAAACGCUACCGGCCAAGUGGCAUCACUCACACGCAUGCCUGAUUUAGUAGACAAGGACACCCCCCAAUCAGCCAUGACACGCACGGGGUUUGACGGUCAAGAAUACGAGCUCGUCUUUUCCGACGAAUUCAACACAGACGGCCGCACGUUCUACCCUGGUGAUGAUCCCUUCUGGGAGGCCGUUGAUCUCAACUACUGGGCCACCAAGGAUCUCGAGUGGUACGAUCCCGGCAACGCAAUCACAAAGGACGGCAGCUUGGUCAUUACCCUCGAGCAGGUGUUGAACCAUGACUUGAACUAUCGCUCCGCUAUGCUUCAAUCUUGGAACAAGUUUUGUUUUACAAAUGGCUACAUUGAGUUCAACCUGUCCCUGCCAGGAGAAGCCAAUGUCCCAGGAUACUGGCCCGGAGCAUGGAUUAUGGGUAACCUUGGACGACCGGGCUAUGGUGGAACAACCGAUGGCGUGUGGCCUUAUACCUAUGACUCUUGUGAUAUUGGCACUUUCCCGAACCAAACGCGCAAGGAUGGCACCCCGGUAACCAAUGCCAGUGGUGGGACGAAAAAGUACGACUACCAGUUGUCUGUGCUGUCUGGCCAAAAGCUCUCCGCCUGCACAUGUUCUAAUACUCCAUCGAGUGAACACCCCGGUCCCAACCCAUCCACGGGGCGUGGUGCACCGGAAAUUGAUGCCCUCGAAGCACAAAAGAAUAAGCAGGGUGAUGGCGGUCGAGUGUCUCAAUCAGCUCAGUUUGCUCCUUUCAGCUACAACUACACCUUUGACGAGUCGGCCAUCCAAGUCGAGGAUACUAGCAUUACGUUCCUGAAUGACUAUCGAGGCUCUGCUGUCCAACAGGCUGUUUCGGGCUUGACCACUCUGCCCGAGGAUAUCUAUCAGUUGUCACAGGGCAACUUCCAGACGUUUGGAUUCGAGUAUUACGGGAACAAGAAUAAGCGUUCGGAUGGGUACAUUACUUGGCUCGCCAACGGCAAAAAGUCGCUCAGCAUGACUGCCGCCGCGGUUGGUCCCGACGCCAUGGCCGAGAUUUCGUCGCGGCCGAUUGCAGAGGAGCCCAUGUCGAUCGUCCUAAACUUGGCCAUUUCCGAGUCGUUCCAGAAGGUCGAUACCGCCAACUUGCAAUUCCCCGGCUACCUCAAAGUUGACUAUGUUCGCGUGUACCAACGCAAGGGCGAGAAGAACGUUGGAUGUGAUCCAAAGGAUUAUCCCACUGCCCAAUACAUUAAUGAUCAUCGUGAUGUUUACACGAAUGCCAACAUCACCAAAUGGCCAACCGCGUUCCCGAAGAAUUCGCUGGAGCCGUACCGCCAGCUCGACGUUCAGUUCCACCGAGUCGGAGGGCGGCCUGAUACUACUACUACCGCUACGUUUGUUCCGACCACAACCCCAAGCGCCACUGGACUCUUGACCGCGUCUGUCCCGGUCCAAACGGAAACUACCAGUUCUAGUUCGCUCUCUGCAUCCACACCCAUCUCGACCACCAGCACGAGCGACAACAGCGGCGCCGCGGGUCCUCCUGUUGCUGCUAUUGUAGUUCCCACGAUACUUGGUGCUUUCGUAAUUGGGGCUGUUGCAUUUUUCUUGAUUUUCAGAAGACGUCGAAGAAGAAGAAGCAGCAGCGGGUCGCCGUACAUCACAAGGCACGAGCCAAAGCGUCGAGACACCCAUCCACAGCCAACGAUCCAAGACUCUUCGCUCUACCUCGCAUCCAACAAGGAGCCCGAGAAUGAAAAGGACACGACGCCCAUGUCUCCCACCGACACCUUUGUUCGAUCGGACCCAUUCAAACAGGGCCGUUUCAGACCGUCAGCUGCCCACCAUACCCGGAACGCCCUCCACGCCUCGAUUCGCAUUUUUCACUCCCGAGGAGCAGGAUGGGGAAAAGCUCAUUGCGCAAGUUCAGCCGCAGACGUCGAAAUCAUUUCGCUUUCCCGAACUACGACCCGGAACUCUAACCGUUCAAGUCGUUCUGCGCGCUCCAAGACUCGCAACUCGACGCCCCCUACUCCUACCGGGUCUCUCCCGCCGCUAUCGCCCCCACCACCCAUCCCGCUCCCUCCCCUUCCCGGCUUAUCCGACCAUCUUGCCAAACGCGUGUCGACGAAUACUUUGAGUGCUCCCUCUCGACCUGGGUUCAUGGAUUCUCGCCCUGUCAGUAUGCAGUCGGCGUACUCGGUCCAGACGCAGAGAUUCAGCCCGAACCUCUCGAGUUCGCUUUCGCCCGAUGUACUAGCCACGCUCGAGAGGCUGAAAAAGCGCAUAUCCACACCUUGGUCAAUAAAUUCCGUCGAUACUUAUCAAUUCACAAGACAACUGCGCCGCCGACUGAAGAAGCAUAGGCGCUAG